This is a messenger RNA of Camelina sativa (false flax), 1419 nucleotides long. NCBI's taxonomy places the organism in Eukaryota, Viridiplantae, Streptophyta, Magnoliopsida, Brassicales, Brassicaceae. The record is from RefSeq and is a predicted model, not a curated record.
UUUGUUUGAGAUUUGAGAUGAUUGAAAAGUGAAAUAUAUAUACAUACACACUCAGUGAAGGUGAAGACGAAAGAAGAACACAAAGUAAUCAGAAAAGUGAAAAAGAAGAAACAGAGGGGAAAACGUUUUCGUUAAUCGGAGAUUUAUAAUUAUUAGUUUCAAUGGCGGAUCGGAGCAAAGGCUUUAUGAGAGAUGAAUUCGUGACCUAUGCUUACAUUUUACUCUACAUCGCACUUUCUAGUGGUCAAAUCUUCUUCAAUAAGGUUUGAUCGCAUUGCGUUUGCUUUCUUCUUAACCUGGUGGAUUGUGCUCGUACGUUCUGUUUGAUUUUCUGGCUAGUCCUGCUUCUGUAAUCCCUGAGAAUUGAGGAUAAACUGUAAUCACAUAAGCUUGAAUUUUAAGUCUUGAGGACUGUUGCUGAGCAAUUGAGUGUAUCUAAUGGGCGACCUGUUUGUUAUUUGCUUAUGCAUCAGAGUUCACCACUGAGUCCAAAUUGUAACAUGGGUUUUGUCAUCUAAGGAAAUAAAUUUCCCUUAUCCGCUUGGAUUGACUUUACUCCAUAUGAUCUUUUCCUCUGUCUUGUGCUUUCUUCUUACCAAAGUUUUAAAGAUCGUGAAGGUUGAGGAAGGAAUGACACUAGAAAUAUACGUUACAUCAGUUAUUCCAAUAGGUGCAAUGUUUGCGAUGACCCUCUGGUUGGGAAACACUGCCUACCUAUACAUAUCAGUUGCAUUUGCGCAGAUGUUGAAAGCUAUAAUGCCUGUUGCUGUCUUUAUUCUUGGAGUAGCUGCUGGACUUGAAAUGAUGAGCUGCAGGAUGCUUUUGAUAAUGUCUAUCAUAAGUUUCGGUGUUUUAGUGGCUUCUUAUGGAGAAUUAAAUAUCAACUGGAUUGGAGUGGUUUACCAAAUGGGUGGUGUCGUUGGAGAAGCACUGAGGCUCAUCUUCAUGGAACUUCUUGUCAAGAGGAAGGGCAUCAAAUUAAACCCAAUCUCUCUUAUGUACUACGUGAGCCCCUGCAGUGCUAUUUGCUUGUUUGUACCGUGGAUCUUUCUAGAGAAAUCGAAGAUGGAAGGCAAUGGCACAUGGAACUUCCAUUUUGUAGUGUUGACCCUUAAUUCCCUCUGUACAUUUGCCCUCAACUUGUCUGUUUUCCUGGUGAUUUCUCACACGAGCGCUCUCACUAUCCGAGUUGCUGGCGUUGUCAAGGACUGGGUGGUUGUCUUGGUCUCAGCUCUUCUCUUUGCCGACACAAAACUCACAAUAAUCAAUCUUUUCGGUUACGCCAUUGCCAUUGCGGGUGUAGCGGCUUAUAACAACCAUAAGCUAAAGAAGGAAGCAUCCAAAGUUCCUUCAGAAACUCCAGCAGAUGGUGAUUCAAUACCGUUAGUGUCACAAGCUUAUACUAAUACAGAGAGAUGA